AUCCAGGCUGAUUUCCAGGCGUGCGGGGAUCUUUUGUCAUUUGUGCUCUUGUGUUUCAGUCAGGCAGUCGAUCCAUAGCUCCUUUUUUGACUCCGCUACUGUCUCGACCUGCGCCCCGGAUGAAUCGCUAUCGAAAUGCUCCCGGCCUCAGAGGCCCUACCAAGGCAACUCCUAGCACUUUGUGUCAAAAAUGCCUGAAACGAGGGCACUAUAGUUAUGAAUGUACAGUGACCGCCCAGGAGCGGCCGUACAUGUCUCGUCCAUCACGCACGCAGCAGUUAUUGAACCCCAAACUGCGGCCGCAACUCUCAGCUGAUGUCCCUAGUGACUCGUCGCGCACCAAAGGACUAGCGACUGAGAUUCUUGCUAAGCGUGAGGAAGAACGAGGUCGCAAAAGAGAGCAUGAUGAGGCGGACCCUCUUGACAGUCGCACUCAGACCUCUAAACGAGCUCGGUCAGCAUCAUCACAUUCGGUCAGCUCGGUAUCGACGAUAUCGACCAGUCGGUCACACUCGAGAUCGCCCUCUCGCCAUGCGGACUAUGGUGCUAGGAAGAGCCAUGGCCGAACAAGGUCCAUCUCUUCCCAUGUCUCCGGACCCAGGAAGAGACGCUACAGCGAUGCGUCUUCUCAUGAUUCUGCAGUCUCCUACUCGUCCAGGGACAGAGAUUCACGUUCUCGAUCGCGUGAAUGGCAGGGUGACAGAAACACCCGGCGGAGGCGUCGAGAAUCCAGCCCCGAAGAACGGGGCCGGCCUCGACACAUGUCGCGGGACCGUGAACGACGAGACAGGUCCCGAAGUCAGAGCGUGGAUCACAGCCGAAUUGCCAGGGCGAGACGGUCUGCGACCCCAGAGAAGCGGCCGGAGCGUAGCUAUCCUGCUUCAAGGGAUUAUAGGGAUGGUCCGGGUCGCUCGCAGAAGGAUGGACGGGGCCAAGGACGUGCGCCGCCUCCGCCCCGUGAGAGGAGUCUCAGUCCUUACAGCAAGCGUCUUGCGUUGACGCAGUCCAUGAACAUGGGCAGCUAGGUGUCUUUGGCUUGAGGUUUGGAAUAGAAAAAGUACUGGACAAAAGGAUGUGCGGGAGUUUGGCGUUUUCCCUCUUUCGAGGCUCAUCACCACGGGCUGGUUCUCCAAGGAUUAUAAACGAGGGGCUGUACUAUAGUAAGACCAUACAGAAGGCUAAUGCAUUGAA
Molecule: messenger RNA, 1191 nt
Organism: Aspergillus welwitschiae
Lineage: Eukaryota; Fungi; Ascomycota; Eurotiomycetes; Eurotiales; Aspergillaceae
Product: zinc finger CCHC-type containing 10
Exons: 3
Coding region: 120-1025 (301 amino acids)
Source: RefSeq, a predicted model, not a curated record